AUGCCAGCAGUGGGAGCCAUCUUCACGAAACUGAAUCCUCCGCUCCCCAGAGCAGCCACCUCCCCAACCAAAUCUUAUAACUACAUCCAUACUCCAAAGUCGCUAGCCUCGAACAAUUCGUUGAUUGAUGAAACUUGGAAAGAGCUUCUAAAGAGAAGCGAUACCUAUUUUCUCGACAAUCCCCUUGCCGACAUCAAAAUUACUUCAUCCUCAACCUCGUUGCAAUCUGCUCGUACCAUUCCCACCAGAAACGACGGGGUGCCCAUUUUAUUGUCCAAGAGAGAGACGCUUGAGCGAUUUCCUGAAAUAAGAGAGCCAGAAGUGACUGAGCCAGACAACAAUUUGCGAAUUGUAACAGCCGAGAGAUUCUACUUAAGAGAGCUCGAGAAGAUCUACUACACGAAGAAUUUGUGGAAGCGGUCGGGAUGGAAGAUGAGCAUGUUCAGUGCCAGAGCCAUGAGAGCACGUAUUCGAGCACGCAUUCGAGCGUAUAUCAGGAGUCGCCGGAAUAGAGAGGUGGAGUCAUCGCUGCAAAAUGUCAAUGCAACUCACGUAGACUGCUACUUUGAGCUGGAGAGCGAUACAGAAGCUGACUGUGUGAUUUACUCCCAGCCUUUGCAGGUGCCGAAGAAGCGUCAAGCGCAAAAGAACUCAAGCAGGUACAGCAGAUGUUCACUGCCAGAAGAAGAGAAUAAUUGUGACAGAUGGAAUUUGAUGCUUCCUUCUCCCACCACCUGUUCACAGGCAAAGAUUAAGUCACUUACCAAUCCUUGCGUCUACAGUCAGGUGGAUCCUUAUGUGGGCAACAGGCACAACUCUCUGAUCACUAAAUGGGACAAAGAGACAUCCCAGAAUUUCACUACUGUUGUCUUGCGGGAAUUGUACGGCACGGUCAUUGGUGGCCUUCUCAGGUCGAGUGACGCAAAUAGGCUAGCCAAACAGUUUCUUGACAGCAUCCAUACUCACGUCGACUGGGGAUUUAAAAAAGCCGUUGACGUAGCGCUUCAAGCUCAUGAGGCUAUAGAACUUUGCCAAAGGUCUUUCAACAACGAAUCUUACACUGGCUUGACUCAAGCGUCUUAUCGAAGAGGCUUCCACGUUAAGCUCCUUGAGCAGCACCACGCUUGGACGUGGGAUCUUCCACCUUUGAUUCAUGGAAACUUCGAAUUGUCUACUCUGGUGGCAUUGGACACAAAUGGCCAGUUUGAAUGUGUUCUUCACAACGAGCAGAAGCCGUUGCUUCCAGUGAGGCUCUCUAAGUUUUUUUCCAAGAGAAAGACGUUUCAAGGAGCUCCACAGUUGUGCAAUAUUGCCGAUAAGCUUCUCCAAACUGCCCAAGAGAUUUAUGGUGAAAUCAACGGGACUGAGCAAGAGUAUUCUAGCUGUACUCUGAGCUCUAUAGGUUCAAGUCUUGAACAGUGA
Messenger RNA from Candidozyma auris, 1422 nucleotides. RefSeq lists its product as uncharacterized. The coding region runs from base 1 to 1422 and encodes 473 amino acids. The transcript has a single exon. The record is from RefSeq and is a predicted model, not a curated record. Lineage: Eukaryota; Fungi; Ascomycota; Pichiomycetes; Serinales; Metschnikowiaceae.